Plenodomus lingam JN3 is the source of this 2175-nucleotide messenger RNA. The record is from RefSeq and is a predicted model, not a curated record. NCBI's taxonomy places the organism in Eukaryota, Fungi, Ascomycota, Dothideomycetes, Pleosporales, Leptosphaeriaceae.
AUGCUGCUGCUGGACAUGUUGACGCCAGCCAACGCCGCAGUCAGACACGGCGACACGCCUCCCCUCUCUCCCCCCCACCACCACCAUCACCACCACCAUCACCACCACCACCACCACCACGAUCAAGUCUCUGCCUCGCCCAGAACGCCUGCUUCCUUCCUCGCCCAAUUGCCUCUUUCCCUGCUCGGCUCCUAUCUCCGACAACAGACCCCCUCACCCUCUUCCGCUCUCCCUUUGGCCUCGUCUGACCAAACCAAUCAUGUCGACCCUCCGCUCCCUACCGGUACCGGUACCGUCCCUACCGUCCCUACCAUCCCUACCGCCACCAGACAGGACUCCAAUACACCACUGCCGCAACUUGAUGCAAUCACACACCACAACCAGGUCGGCUCUUUUGCACCCUCACGCCCCACAUCCUCGGCAAGUAGCGCAGCGGACCAUGGGCUGCAGAAGAAACGAGCGCCCCGACCGAAGACGUCUUUCCUCUUCGCUAAGCCUGCACAUGUGCAGCCCAUCCCCCAUUCCAAGCUCUACCUUCGACCCAAGGUUCUCUUGCAAUUGCACCAGGUCAUUGCAGCCCAGCGCCCAAAGCCCGUGUACGAGGUCAUUCCCUUUUCCCUCCUUCCUCCACGUUCCACACGCCGCUUUGCACGGUCCUUCAACACACGGGAUCGCUUAGGAGCCCAUGACCUGUUGAUCGUACAGGCAGAAGCCUACACCACCACCAACGAGGGAGACAACAAGUCCGAUGACGAGCGCUGGGACACUAGGGAAGUCAUAGGCGUCAUCAGCCCGGCGAGGUCCGACAAGGGUGUCACGAGAAAGACGGAGAUAUGCAUGAACGAUGGGAGGAGCCGCUGGGAAGUAUCCGCCAUGCCAAACGGGAGCUUCGAGUUCAACACGACGGAUCAGCAUGGCUUGCCGCUGAAAGCACGCUGGGUGUUGAAGCCCCCGCAUCUACGGAGGUCGUCGGGCAUGUCCAAUGGUGGACCUCUCUCCUCCGCCUUUCCUUCCAGACCAGAGGACAACAAAUAUACUUUCAGCACAAUCGGCGCAGGCACGCGACGCCAUCCCGUAAUCGCAACAAUGACUCGCCUGGGCAUUGAUGUCAUGGAUUCCUACGUAAUGCCAUCAGCGACCUCUCCAGGUACGCCCGGCUCCGUCUCUCCCGGUCUUGCACCUUCCAGCACCGACCUGAACGCUAUGAUGGAUUCAUCAAGCACUCCUUUCCCAAUCUUCACAGACGAUGCGCUUCGGCGAUUGAUCCUGGUGUCUGCAAUCUGGGUCGCGGGCAACAACUACGCUCCUGCCGAAAGUUCCGGCCAGUCCAACCUAGGUCCCUGUGCCGUUUUCCGGCAACCCACACACCGCACCGUUUCCAUGUCAGGACUCGACUCACCUCGCUCAGUCUCCCCCGCAUCCACCGUAGACGAAGGGCGUCGUUCUAUCCACAAGCUGUUCAGCUCCGGAACCGGAAGCCUGCGCCGCCGUACAAGCGUCGAAGUUCCCUCAUCCCCGGCCUCAACCAAGACAACUACAAACACUUGUCCUGUAGCAAAUACCCGGGGCCGCAGAGCUAGUUCCGACGCGCCUGUCCGCAGCACAACCGGCAGCAUGAGAAAGCGGUAUGGCGUUGCGUUUGAGCCUCGGGCCCUUUCAGAAGGCGAAGAAGAGCGUCCGCACAGCAUAAACCCCCACCCCACCACUGCCCUCACCCUCCCCAUCCCCAUCGAAAGACCCUCCAUGGAAUCCUCCCCCAUCGACACAAACCCCCCCUCAACCCUACCAACCACGCCAACCCCAUCCCCCAUCAUAAUCCCCCCCACCUCCCCCAACCCCACUCCCUCACCCCUCCCCUCCCCCGCCCUCCCAGACCCCUCACGAACCCGCAAAACCCAAUCAGCAUACAACCCCAUCCGCACCACCGGCCUCUGGGACUCUGGCGUCCCCGACCGUCCUGGCCCCCGCUCCCGCCCCACCAGCAUGCUCGUGUCCAAUGAGCGCAAACGCAAACAGGACGGCAAGGGUAGGCGCGAUAAGGUGGAGGUUGCGCAGGAUAGUGUGGCGCGGGUUUCUGGGGAGGCGGAGUUUAUGGGAUUGAGGCGCAGGGGGGAUUGGUAUCGGUACAAGGUGAAGACGCGGUUGAGGGGGUGGUUUGGGAGGGGAGAAGGGUGA